CUCAUGUAUGUCCGAGUGUCGUCACCAUCCUGCGUUCGCCAGUGCUGGCUGGUUGAGCAAACGCGAUGGGUGCGCACGCGCACACUCUCGCCGCGGUCGUGGCAAUCGCACUGCUCGCGCAAGGCAAAUUAGCGCAACGACACCCGAUCAAAGAAGCUCUAUUCCUGCACAAUGACAGUUUCAUCAACGCGACAUUUGAAGACUGUGUGUGGAGACGCGACAGGGAGCCGUGCCCGGACCCCAACGUGUCUCUGAAUUUGUACACAGAGUCGGAGCCUGUGAAGAAAGUGGUGGACCUGUUCAGCGAGGACUGGCUCCGGCAGAGCGGCUGGGAGCCCUCGCACGAGACCAUCCUGCUCAUCCACGGGUACGCCGGCGGAGACGACACGCUGCCCAUCGCGGUGCUCAGAGAUGCGUACCUCCGCCGCGGCGGCUACAACGUACUUAUGCUCGACUGGGGCUCCCUCUGCCAGCCGCCAUGCUACGUGGCAGCUGUUCACAACCUGCGGCCAGUCGCGCGGUGCGUGGCCGAAGCCCUAGGCUCGCUGCGGCGCGCCGGCCUCCGCCCCGACCGCCUGACGUGCGUCGGCCACUCGUUGGGCGCCCACUUGUGCGGGAUACUCGCUAACUAUCUCACCUUCAGGCUUAAUAGGAUUAUAGGGUUGGACCCCGCCCGGCCUCUGAUCCGGUCGGCGCCCGCUCUUCGCCUGGACCCGGGUGACGCGCGCGCGGUGCACGUGCUGCACACCAACGCCGGCCGCUACGGCGAGGCAGCGCGCCUGGGACACGCCGACUUCUGCCUCAACGGCGGCCGCAGCCAGCCCUACUGCGAGGACACGCCCAACGAGGCGCUCUGCAGCCACAUCUGGUCGAUCUGCUACCAGGCGGAGAGUCUGUUCCGCACGCGGGAGGCGACUCCGUGCGGCCGGCGCUGCUCAGUGAGGGUACCACCAUCACGAGCAUCGGCACUCCCAGUACCUUUGGGCCAAUCGGCUCCCAUGACAGCAUCCGGCGCGUACUGCAUAGAGGACUUCUCCGCGCCAUUCUGCCCUAGUACACCCUCAGAGGAGGGCGACGCCCGCUGCUGCCUCGACGAGCAAUAUGCGGCCGCCGCCACCGCGCCGCCUCGCACCCGUCCGCGGCCCUUCGUGCGACUGCGCAACCGACUCGCGCCGGGCGAUGACGAUAAUACGGUUGAGGACUAAACCCGAAUGAAGGAGAAAAAACUAAAGCAACUAAAAAACGAAUUUUGACAAUUAAAAAAAUGCCAAAAAGGUCCCACCCACACGAAUUGUAUUGAAUGAAACUCUACUCUUACGGCCGGUUCACACAUGUCUCCGUUUUACUGUUCCGUUUUAUCGUGUACGUUUUAUUUUCGUCGAUGUAUGU
This is a messenger RNA of Ostrinia furnacalis (Asian corn borer), 1389 nucleotides long. RefSeq names its product phospholipase A1. The record is from RefSeq and is a predicted model, not a curated record. NCBI's taxonomy places the organism in Eukaryota, Metazoa, Arthropoda, Insecta, Lepidoptera, Crambidae. Gene Ontology annotation, molecular function: serine hydrolase activity; lipase activity. The transcript is spliced from 7 exons. Gene Ontology annotation, biological process: lipid catabolic process. The coding region runs from base 66 to 1205 and encodes 379 amino acids.